Guyanagaster necrorhizus is the source of this 1879-nucleotide messenger RNA. RefSeq names its product kinase-like protein. Gene Ontology annotation, biological process: protein phosphorylation. The coding region runs from base 314 to 1756 and encodes 480 amino acids. Gene Ontology annotation, molecular function: protein binding; protein kinase activity; ATP binding. The record is from RefSeq and is a predicted model, not a curated record. The transcript is spliced from 13 exons. Lineage: Eukaryota; Fungi; Basidiomycota; Agaricomycetes; Agaricales; Physalacriaceae.
GACAUGCCUUCGUUAAUGGGAAGGCAUUCUCGCGUUCAAAGCUGUUUCCGCAUCAGAAUUCAGUCACUGAUGAUGGGACGCCAGUCGGUCACAGACAAGCACGCAUUGCCUCAGUCUUGGCGAACCAAGAAGGUAGGGGAAAUAAGCAUCACAAGAAGAUGAAGAGAGUAAAGCAACGGAGCGGGAAGGGAUACGAUUAGGGUAGUCACAUGACCAUCGCGCCUGGCAUACGCGCCUGUGGCGUUGAUAAUAAGCAGACUCAGCUUGUACUUGUAUUACCAUCUCCUAUCACUCCUUUCUGCUCGGGCUUGCCAUGCUUGGAGCUGUAUCUAUUCAGCAAUCGCUUAUAUCGUCGUCAUCUAUCUGCCAUGGAAUGGGGCACACUUCUUCUUCACGCAGAAGCCGGCCGUCGAUGUCGAAUAUAUGCGCAAAAUUGGUAACCGUGAAGAAGGGCCGCAAAGAAGCGAUAGUGCUGGGUUUGAACAAACCUGUAACGAUAGGCAGAAAUCCGGAAUACUGCACCUAUGUAAUUACAGACGCUUCGGUGUCAGGCCUUCACUGCAAACUUUCCGCCGUUCGAUCUCCCAACGGCGGCGUCAUCGUUUCUUGUCAGGACAUGUCAAAGAACGGCAUCAUUUUGAACGAACAUCGAAUCAGGAAGACAGCAGUCAUCUUGAAGGAUGGCGAUAUAAUCCACAUACCGGACUCACUCACUUUUACUUGCGUUCAUCUUUGGAAAGAUCCUGUCGAAAAAGUCACUGUCUUCGACCCUACACCUCCCCAGCAGCCGACACAUAAGCGAAUCGGCGCAUACAUUGUAACUUCUCAGUGUCUAGGGACUGGCUCCUUUGCAACCGUGCAUCUUGCUCUUGACACAGCACACCAACGGCAAAUUGCCUGCAAAAGCAUUCGGACAAAAAAGGAGCACGAGAUGAGCCAAGUUAUGAAAGAAAUUCGGAUUCUCAUGGCUUUGAAUCACCCUAAUAUCAAUCGCAUAUAUGACUCUGAAGUCAACGGCAACUUCAUUCACAUCUUCCUGCAACUCUGCACCGGGGGCGACCUAUUCACAUACAUCACCAGUUAUGCAGAGAAGGACAGUCGUUUAUGCGAAGCCGAGGCGAAGUACAUCAUGUAUCAACUCCUGAAAGCUCUCAUGUAUCUUCAUGAUAAAAGUAUCUCACACCGAGGUAUGACACCUGAGAACAUUCUUCUCUACUGUCCCGGUCCAUAUCCGCGGAUACUGAUCGCCGACUUUGGACUUGCCCGUCCUAAAUCAUAUCAAGAAACAUUUAAUGUGUGCGGUACUGUCUCGUAUUUGCCGCCAGAAGGUAUCCUUGCACUGGAUCAAAAACAUCUGGGAUACGUUGGGAUGCCGUCUGAUUGCUGGAGUGCAGGCGUUAUAUUAUAUAUCAUGCUAUCAGGCUCACAUCCAUUCGACUACGAAGCAACUUUUGGAUCAUCGGAUAACUGGAUCAGUCUCAUUCAAGACUGUCGUGAUCCCGAGUUUUCGCAAAUCUCACAGAGCUAUCUCAGCGGAGAAGCCCGGCUCAAAGAAAGAAUCAUCAACGGAACUGUCGACUUCCAGAGACCACCAUGGGAUGUUCUACCUGAUGCAAGGGCUCUCGUCGGACGGCUUCUCAUUCACAAUCCUUUACAUCGUGCUACUGUCUAUACUGCUCUUCGCAGCCAAUGGAUUACGACAGAUCUGGAGGAACUUGAUGCUGCGUAUCGGGAUCGAAUACUUGCGUUCCAAUAAGACCUGAAACAUAUCUUCUCCCGCCAGGUAGUCGCUGUUGCUCUGCUAUUUGAACACUUCUUGCUGGUAACUUGUGCCGUCUUCUGCUCUUUUGUUGUUACUAUUCUUUGGCAUAGUUUGUAU